Molecule: messenger RNA, 4321 nt
Organism: Clunio marinus
Lineage: Eukaryota; Metazoa; Arthropoda; Insecta; Diptera; Chironomidae
Source: the annotation of a GenBank genome assembly
AUGGAGGCAGAAAAAGAAGAAUUUGUGCUGCUUUGUCGCAUUCGAUGUAAUUUAAUCAACGUAUACGCUUAUGAUGAUGAUCUUGAUGCAGAUGAGAUUCGUCGUUUAGGUAAACGUUUUAAGAAAUUGGACUUAGAUAAUUCUGGUGCGUUAAGUAUUGAUGAGUUCAUGUCACUGCCGGAAUUACAACAGAAUCCAUUAGUGCAGCGGGUGAUCGACAUUUUUGAUGCAGAUGGAAAUGGCGAGGUGGACUUCAAAGAGUUUAUUCACGGUGUUUCGCAGUUUAGUGUAAAAGGUGAUAAAUUAUCAAAGCUUAAGUUCGCUUUUCGCAUCUACGAUAUGGAUAACGACGGCUUCAUAUCAAACGGCGAAUUAUUUCAAGUAUUGAAAAUGAUGGUUGGAAGCAAUCUGAAAGACGCCCAACUUCAGCAAAUAGUUGACAAGACAAUUGUGUUUGCCGAUAAGGAUGAGGACGGUAAAAUAUCAUUCGAUGAGUUCUGUUCGGUUGUUGGCAACACUGACAUUCACAAAAAGAUGGUCGUCGAUGUUUAAUUGUUUCUCUUACCUGUCGAUUCAAAUCAUCAUCCACAGCAACAACCACCCCCGCCGCAAUUCGCUUCAAACUAUCGUUCUCUUCAUCGAUUCUGUCGUGCGUUCGUUUAAUGUCCACAAAAUGAAAAAAAAAAAUUAAAGAAGAAAAAGAAAACUAUUCGUUAAAAAUCUCAUGAUCAUCAUAAUCAUCGCCAAUCAUUAAAGUCAUCAUCAUUAUUAUCAUCAACAUAACUAUCAUCAAGUAAACAACGUUUAAUUAAUUCUUAUUAAAAGUGAAAAUGAAGAAAAGAAAAAGAAUUAACUUAUUGAAACUUUAAGGAAGAAAACAAAAAUGUUUAGAAAAAAAAAAGUCUUUUUUAACUUGUUCUUUAAGCUUAAGUCCAGAAUGAUAAGAAAGAUGAUAAAGUGAAGAAAAAGAAAUAUUGAAAUUAAACAUUAUAAAAGAAAGAUAAGAUGAUGGAUGAAAAGAAUGAAAACAUUUAACUGAUAAGGGAUAUUACAAAUAUUCUAAGCACUUUUUAUCCUAUCUUUGAGAUGAGAAAUAUUUUAAACCAAAUCGCUUAAGCAGCGAAUUCUAACGAAGCUUCUUGAAAAUUCUUUUAUCUCACUUAUAAUACUAAAAUCUACAAAGAAUUAAGUUCGAUUGAGCGGCGCAUGAUGAAAGAUGCUGAUAAAAUGACAAAAAGAAAUAAAUAUCUAACAAUUACUUUCUUAGAAUUCUCUGCUUAAAGAUAUUCAUUUCUUUGUGAUUCCAAUGCAUCCAUCAUCGUAAUUUAUUCAAAUUGAAGUUUUAAUGGAUUCAUUUUCUUUUACGAAAUUGUAAAUUUGUAAUUUUUCUUAACAAUUAUUCUUUCUUAUCAUUUUUGUUAAUAUAUUUUGCAAUAUUUUUGUUCAUUGAUACGAUAAUUUAUAAGUCUUAUCAGUUGUGGCAAUAAUAAGUUGAUUACGCGAUAAGAUGAUGUUUAAAAUCUCCUUAAAAUGGUUGUUGAUGGUUUUUUUAUACAGAUAUAUAUUUUUAAUUGAUUUACAUUUUGUAUAUCGUUAUCAGUUGUAAGUUUUUUUCUUAAUUUUAUUUUAUAUUUUAUUAAAUUUUGUGUCCGAAGAAAAACUUGCUUUAGCAACAAUUUGUGCCAUUCAAGUUUAUUUAUUACGAUUAUACUUCUCCUGCACGGAUUCAAUAUAUCGGAAUCACCUCGAGACAACACAAACGUUUAUUGCGAAGCUUCUAAAGACGCCUCCGCAUUUUCGCAUCUCACAUGUUUAUAGCGUCACAAAAUCAAGAGAAGAAUGAAAGGAAAUAUCAUCCGAUGAAUUGAAUUCAGUUAACAUUUAAUGUUUCGAGUAGAAAGGAAAGAAUGAAGAAUAAAUUCCUCUUGCUCUCUGCUGGUGAUAGAUGAAAAAUUGAAUUUCAAUGUUUCAUUCUCAUUGUCUUCGGGCACAAUUCACAAUCAUAUUGGAUUUGUUGUCUUUCAUACACAUAAUAAUAUAACAUUCGUGAAGUUUCGCGUUUGUUCUUUUCUUUUCCUUCAUUCUAAAUUUUUAUUCUAUUUAACACGUGAGAUUGCAGAUUCUGUUCCCUCCAACAAAUACGCAAAGAAAAUACUUUAAAAUAUGAUCAAAACAUGAAGAAGAAAGGAUAAACAUAACGUUGUGCAAAUAUUCUCUUUUCGCCUUUUAUUGAAAAUAUAAAUGUGAAAAUAAACAAUGUUCAUAAAUGGAAGUUUCGCAAUUUUUUCCACCCUUAAAGAUUUCUUUUUUCUUUUCUUUGAGUUCUCUCGAAAGCUUUUUCGUUCGACUUUUGAAUGUUGAAAAAUUAUACAAAAAUAAAAAAGAAAAAUAAGAAAAUUGUGAACAUAUUUUUUAAAAUGCAACAUGAAAAAGAAACAAAAAAAAAACAAAAAAAGUCAAGUCAAAAAAUUAAGAAGAAAAAACAAAUGAAUUAAACUUUCUGUGAAGUAAAAGUCGUGCAGUGAAUGAAGAAAGCAUACAAUCACACGACAAACACUCACAACAAAAAAAAAAUGUUAAAAAGCAAUUUAAAACUUUUUAUUCACGACUUUUCUAUUUUAAUGUUCAUAAAUGAAAAGAAAAUGGAAUUAAAAGUUAUUAUUAUAUGAAAUUUAACAGUGAAAAAAAGAAUCAUUCUACGACUGUUAGGCUGAUCAUUUGCAUCAGAGAAUUCUUUAAGAAGAGACAAGAACAAAAGGUUUUUUAUGACUGUUCAAAUGCAAGAAGAAGUGGCACUAGAUUAAGUUAAAAUUAAUGCUACAAAAAUCUAGUACAAAAUAAGCAUUAUUAAUACAAGAAAAGAAAAAUUUAUUGUUUGUCUAGUACUAGAUCAUGGUGGUAGUAGAUUAAGUUAAGAUUAAUGCUACGUAAUUCUAGUACAGAACAAUCAUCAUCAAAUCAAUUUCGUUUUUCAUCUCCACCCUUAAGAUUUCUCUGAUCAAUCAACUUAAUCAUUGAAUUGAUUGCGUAAAUUCUAACCACAGUAAAAAGAAGGAAACUCUUCUUGUUUUCUUCUUCUCCGUUAAUUUCACAGCAUAAAAGAGAAAAUGAAUGAAAAAAGGAAAACUGAAAUUAAAUAUUGAUGAGAAAUGAACCAUUAAAAUGAAUCUAUUACUAUACAUAAAACAUAAUUAUUAAAAGGUAAUGAGAUAAAUAUUUGAAAUUUGAUUAAAUAUUACUUAAAGUGAAAAAAACAAAUGAAACAUAUAUUUAAAUUAACUAAUUUUAACCCUUGAAAAAAGAAAAAAAAACGAUGAUAAGAAAAAAAACAUGCAAAAUAUUAUGAUAAAAGAAAACUCUUUAUAUACUUUAUAGAAUUUCUAUUAAACUUUCUAAUUGAAGUCAACAUCAAAGAAGUUAAUAUAAUGAGCAUCAAAUUCUAGAAAGUAAAAAAAACUAUAACUAACUUCUUUAAUGAAGCGCGUCCUUUUCUCUUGCUGUAUGCAUGAGAUUGACGAAAUGAAUCAUUCAUAGAUAGAAAUCCUUUUAAAAAUAUUUAAUCAAAGGUUUCAAUGUCGCCCUCAUUUUAAGAAAGUAAGAGUCGUUGGGAAGUCAAUAAACAACAAAGGAUGGUGGCUGGAAGAUGAAAAGAAAUUCAACUUCAUGCAUGAAUGCUGAAGCUUAUGCGACUCGAUAAAACAAAAAUCUAGUCAAACACAUUAAAAAGAUUAAAUUUGUGCUCGAAGUCGACGCUCGUAUGACAUUACUCUCUUAUCUUCCACCACAUCCUCUUGUUUUCUUUCGCUUUCACUUCUCUCCUGACGGGUGCCGUUAGCAUCAUGACCUUUUCGAUAUUUUCUUUAUGAUGAUAAAAAAGACAAAAAAAAGUUAUUUUUCCUCAUUUUCUUAAAAUUAAUUUUCAAGCGGGACGCUAUGUGAGCUGACAUUAAAAUCUUAUCACGAUAGCAUGAAUCUAAUCAGCGCGGUAAGCAAAUUGUAUCGUAAUUAGAUUUUGUCACUUCAAUAGCCUCUUCUCUGCUUUGUUCUCUUUUGACUUAAUCUUUAUAUCUUCCCCUUAUUUAUCAUCUUCUAUUUAAUGGAGAUACAAUCUUUUCUUUAUAUGACACUGACGAGAAAAUAAAAUUAAAUUUUAAAAAUGCAAGAAAUGAAAGAAAAAAAUAUUAACUUAAACACACAAACACACACUCACAGUGAAAAAUAAAGAAACUUUUAAUUCGUUGUAUAAUUAAAUCAAGAAAUAUGAAAUUGUAUGUGGUUAGCUUAAUUAAAGAAAAAUGAUGAAACAGAAACAAAAGAAGAA